This is a messenger RNA of [Torrubiella] hemipterigena, 924 nucleotides long. Lineage: Eukaryota; Fungi; Ascomycota; Sordariomycetes; Hypocreales; Clavicipitaceae. The record is from the annotation of a GenBank genome assembly.
AACGUCCUCGGUGCCUUGUCUAUACACACGCGAUUAGGAAUAAUUAUCACAAGAUGUCGGAGAACGUCGGAUUGUCAACACCCAGAGGUAGCGGUACCUCUGGCCAUGUCCAACGCAGCUUGGCGCAUAUCCGCCAUCGCGACCGCGGCGCACCAUACAACAAGGACAAAGAUGAUAGCUUCCGUCAUAGGCCAAGACAGCCUGACCAAGGUAUCCUCGAACAUGAACGGAAGAGAGAGGUUGAGCUCAAGGUUUUUGAAUUGAGAGAUAAAUUGGAAGAGGAAGAAGUCGAUGAGGACGAAAUUGACGACCGUUGCGAUGCUCUGCGAAAGAAGCUCCUCGCGGAACUGGCAGCAGGAAAGAAUGUCAGCGGCGCAAAGAAGGCAUUCAAGCAACAUCAAGUCCAUGAAAUGGCCGACGCUAAAAUGAAAGAGACUGAGAGGCUGCGCCGUGCCUUGGGCGUCCGAGCCGACUAUGAAGAAGGAUCGCAUUGGAAGAGACAGGAAGAGAAGCAACGAGAAGCAGCAGCACCAAGAGAUGAACCAUCACCUAAAAGAGAACAACAUAGAAGGCGACAAGAUGAUUAUGACGAUAGACGUCAUAAUUCGGACCGCAGACGAGAGGAUGACCGCGAACGAGGUAGCUCAGAUGACGAACGUGAGGCUCGCCCAAGGCGGACUGCUCCACGCGAUACCCCAGAGGAGGAGGGCGAGAUUGUAGAAUCUGACGAAGAUGGUAACAGAGACUGAUCAGGCAAGAACUUCUGUCUAAAAGCCACUGAGGACAGCGAAUUUUGUUUACAUGGGCGGCGUUUGGCGUACCUAAUUUGAUAGCAAUCCAUUACUGUUAUAGCUGUAGAUGGUGACUUGCUUGGGGCAUUGUGCUAGACGUAUCAAGACGAAUUUUAUACAUUAUAUGCCGGAG